UGAGGGGUGGGCAUUACACAUCAUGACCAAUUCGCAAACAUUUCCUCCCUUUAAUUAACAGCUGUAUCUCUGUGUAGCCUAUCAGAUUGCAAGAUUGCGCACGCAAAUGAAUGAAAAUAACGCGCGUGCUUGCGCUAAUCCUCGUCUGUCCUUUUUAUCUGCAGGACUUGUAUCUGUCAGAUCACUAUGGGAUAUCGGAGCAGAGGGACGAUGACAUGCUGGUUAUUUUUCCAUAACUGCAAGUGGAUGGUUCUUCAUUAAAACUACGUUCCGCGGUGUUGUAUUGACACUUGUGGCGAAAUGUCUCUCACUGUCUUUUUGGGUCUCCUACUGGCAUCUGGAGGAUUUCCACUUGUUCGGAGCACCUGUCCUACACAGUGCAGCUGCUUUUAUCAUAACUUGAGUGAUGGAUCAAGAGCCAGGAGCGUGAUUUGCAAUGAUCCAGAGAUUUCCCUGGUGCCCGCCUCAUUCCCAGGCGACACAUCCAAACUUCGCAUCGAAAAGACUGCCAUCAAGAGGAUCCCGAGCGAGGCUUUUAGUUACCUCUCAAACUUAGAAUUUCUCUGGAUGUCGUUUAACGUUUUAUCCUCUCUGAACUCGGACAGUUUCCGCGGCCUAUACAGUUUAGAGGAACUAAGGCUGGAUGGAAAUUCGCUCUCUUCGUUUCCGUGGGAAUCCCUGAUGGACAUGCCGAGUCUGAGGCUCCUUGAUAUCCACAACAAUCAGCUCUCCUCGCUGCCUUCUGAAGCUGCUCUUUACAUGAAAAACAUAACCUAUCUGGAUUUAUCCAGCAAUAAUCUGCUGACGGUACCAGCCGAAGUUCUCAACACUUGGUUGACAAUUAAACCCACCCUGGGAGCAGAAAGUUCAAAAUUGAUUCUUGGUCUUCAUGACAACCCCUGGCUGUGCGACUGUCGUUUAUACGAUCUUGUCCAGUUCCAGAAGUCUCCCAGUCUGUCAGUGGCUUUCAUUGACACGAGGCUUAGGUGUGCUGAUCCAGAGAGUCUGUCUGGAGUUCUGUUCAGUGAUGCUGAGCUCCGGCGCUGCCAAGGACCUCGGGUUCACACUGCUGUGGCCCGUGUUAGAAGUGCAGUGGGAAACAAUGUCUUGCUGCGAUGUGGAACCGUUGGGGUUCCCAUCCCCGAGCUGGCCUGGAGAAGGGCAGAUGGGAAGCCACUGAACGGGACAGUUCUACUGGAGAAUUCGAAGGAGGGAAUUGUUUGGUCUAUUUUAAGUGUACCAGCCGUAUCCUAUCGCGACACUGGAAAAUACAUCUGCAAAGCCACAAAUUAUGCAGGCAGUGCAGAAGCUGUGAUUUCUUUAAUCAUAAACGAUGCACCCAAAAUGGAAAAUCCAACCCUGGAUCCAAAACCCAAACUAAAGUCCAAAAAGCCAAACACUAUGGUCAAAGCAGCAUAUCAAGAAAAACACAUCGCCACUUAUGUUUCCCCAACACCUAAAAAUGGACUACCACUCAGUGGCACAGUGAGCUACACAGGCCCGUAUCCUGGAAUGGAGAGCGACAAUGCUGCUAACAGUCGAAUGAAUACCCAAACAGCCAGUCCAGAUGGCUUCUUGGAAACCAAUCUGAGCAACUUGGCCGCAAACACAUCCUCGCUCCAACAAGACCCUGACAGGGUAGUGCGCUCUGUGAAAGUGAUUGGUGAUACAGACUACACUGUGUGUCUGAACUGGAGGGCUCCGACCGCCAAAAACACCACCGCCUUCAGCGUCCUCUACGCUGUGUUUGGGGAGAGAGAUAUGCGCAGAAUUAACGUUAGUCCCGGCAACAACCGGAUCGUCAUUGAGGGACUGGUUCCAAAAACCAAAUACAUCGCCUGUGUGUGCGUCAAGGGGCUGAUCCCCAAAAAGGAGCAGUGUGUAAUCUUCUCAACAGAUGCGGCAGCGAGCGCUAAUGGAACCCAAAAGCUCAUUAAUGUAGUAGUAAUCACGGUCGCCUGCGUGAUAGCUGUGCCUCUGACUGUGAUCGUGUGCUGUGGGGCGCUUAAGAGGAAAAUUAAGAAGUUUCUGGGCAAGAACUCUAAAGACAUUCAGGACUCGUAUGUGACUUUUGAGACUCUAUCUCCUAGCACCAAGGCCAAAGGCUUGGAGGGGGAAUAUCUUACCAGACUGAAUGCUGAAGAGUCCAACAGACUCCUGUCAGCCCGCUCCAGCUUAGACUCGGAGUCCACUGCCAAGAUUGAGGGACAGCCAAAUGAAUACUUCUGCUGACAGUAUCCCUCAGCCACGAUUCCACCACGCAGCCUGCCGAGUAUCCAGGCCCAGCCGCAGUAUCUGAGUGCACAUAAUCUGUACCAGCAGUACAUGGCUGGCCAUCCGUGAAGAAGCUUCUGGAUACAUUGCAUACGUAACAAAGCGCACCACGUCGGUCUUUGUUACUGUGUAUUUGGACUUGGUUUCUAAACUAAGCCAUUUGGCUGGUGGUGGGGUUGUGGCUGAGCGAUCCCAGGAACUACAUAUAUAGACCCUUUUAGAUGUGCUAGGAGGAACUGACUCAAAGGGAAAUGUUCAUAUGAAAAAUGUUCUUAUUCUUGUAUAUUUGUGUAUAUCGAAACAUUUAUUAAUAUGUGAUGAUAAUAAUAAUAAUAAUAUGUACAGAAUUGAGUAAUUUCUACAUACACUCUUAAAAAUAAAGGUUUAAUUUUGUUUUCACAAUACUGUAGAACAGGGGUGUCCAAACUCUGGAGGGCCACUGUUCAGCUGAGUUUAGCUCCAACUUGCUUCAACAUGCCUGGCAGGAAAUUUCUAGUAUAUCUAGGAGCUUGAUUAGCUGAUUCAAGUGUGUUUGAUUAGGGUUGGAGCUAAACUCUCCAGAACACCAGCCCUCCAGGACAGAGUUUGGACAUCCCUGCUGUAAAACAAUGUUUUGGUUCCCCAAAGAACCUUUUAGGAAACUUUUCUUAAAGAGAACACUCUCUACUUGUUCCAAACCGAAUUGAGUUUCUUUAUGCUGUUGAACACAAAGGAAAAUAUACUUAUCGACUUCCAUACUUUGGAUGUGAUUGGCUGCUUUUUCGCAACCUUCCUCAGAAUAACUUGUUUUUUGUUCAACAGAAGAGAGAAAUUCAUAAAUGUUUAGAACAACUUGAGUGUGAUCAAAUAGUGUGGUAAUUUUCCUUUUUGGGUCAACUCUCUCUUCUUUAAUUUUCAGUGUGGACAAAAAUCCUGACAUCUUUUUUACUUUUAAGAUUGCAAACAUGGCAUGACUCCCACUCUUGUGAUAUUCCUAAUCUGCAAGAAUUUAAAUUAUCCUUAGAAAUAGGACAAUCUGAUCUCACAAAAUUAUUAAAUAUUGAUACUCCAGUGACUCAAUGCUUAUAUAUUCAGAAACUCUGACUGUCUUAAAAAAACUUGACUAAUUUAUUCAAACACUGUUCAAUAAAUGAGUGAUCACUAACAAGGAAAA
Messenger RNA from Danio rerio (zebrafish), 3427 nucleotides. RefSeq names its product leucine-rich repeat, immunoglobulin-like and transmembrane domains 1a (gene lrit1a). NCBI's taxonomy places the organism in Eukaryota, Metazoa, Chordata, Actinopteri, Cypriniformes, Danionidae. The record is from RefSeq and is marked validated.